Messenger RNA from Bombus pascuorum, 2882 nucleotides. Its product is annotated as myb-like protein D. The record is from RefSeq and is a predicted model, not a curated record. NCBI's taxonomy places the organism in Eukaryota, Metazoa, Arthropoda, Insecta, Hymenoptera, Apidae. The coding region runs from base 103 to 1860 and encodes 585 amino acids. The transcript has 2 exons.
UUUAUUAGGUUAUGGUAGGUUGUUUACGUCAUAUAUGCGUAGUUUGAAACGCGAGAUGAGGUUGCAAAAUGUAACUCUCUUAUCGUUUCGAUUAAUUAAGUAAUGUAUGUAUGUAAAUCUAUUAUUAUACCUUCCAUUCCCAGGAAAAGAAGUUUUGUAAACAAAAUUAUUUCAUCGACAAAGAAACUUAGUGACGAGACAGUUUUUCGUGCGUUAAUAUAUAAUAAAUAUACAUGUAAUGCAACAAAAAAUUUUGAUACGAUGAAUGAUAUAUGUACUUUCAUGCAAAAAAAUUCAAAUAAUAAUGUAUAUUAUAAGAUGCAAAAACAUGACAUUAAAAGACACAUAGGCACGUUUGAAAAAAAUAGUAAGGAUAAAGGAAGGAGAGAUGAUAAUCAAAAAGGUGAUAUAAAUAUGAUUGAUAGUAGUAGCAACAUGAGGAAUAAACUAAAACAAGUUCAAGAUAAUAUGAGAAAACACAAAAAUAGUGAAAAAGUAAGACUCGAUAAAAAAGAACAUAAGUAUAGUAAAAUAGAAUAUUAUACUCGUGAAUUAAAUUCAUUCGCACCCAUUACUCUGCAGCAAAGUAAACAGAAAAAUAAAAAGAUGCAGAAGGCCGUUCAAAAUUUUAAGCCUUAUAUUAAAGGGAAAGUAAAAGAACUAAAAGAUAAACUUUUAGAAUAUCAGUUCCACAUAAAUAAGAUACAAUCAAACUAUACUACAGAAGAUAUAGUAACAUUGCAGGAUGCUAAUCAUACAGUAUUCAUUUUCAAUAGUAUUAUGAGCAAAUUAAAAGAGGAACUAUCUCAACUACAAGAAGAAUUAAAAGAUUCUUAUAUUGAGUGGAUUAGAAUCAUUAAUAGUUGUAAUCAUACUGUUUCAAAUGAACAGGAUAAAUUGACUAUUAAUAGUAAUGAUCUGGAAAUAGUAGAAAGUGAAAUAAGUUCGCAAAAUAGCAGUUGCAAUGAAAUAUUUUCAACAAAUGCUUAUAAAAAACAAUCAUCAAACAUAAAUAAAAGUUCAAAAAAGAAUAUUUGGGAGAGAAAUAACAAUACUAUACUUCAGCAGAAUAUUAGACAUGAUAAGAAUAAUGAAAUAUCAUCAAACACAAUGGAUACUAACAUUGUAAAUACAAAGCAGAUCUCAAACGAAACUGGUAACAACAAUGAUACUUUACAAAGUAGACAAAAUCCAUCAUCCACGCUCAAUAAAUUUAAAGAUACUAAUACAACUAAAGUACUCAGAAGUACAUACUCUACAGUGGGAAAAAAAAGUACAAAUUACACAUUAAAUAAAAAUUCAUCAUGUCAAAAUAUUAUAGAUACAUUGAAGCAAUUAGAUGAUGAUGAACGAGUUUUAGCUCAAAAUGAGCCAAUAAAAAAGAAAAGACGGUUAAUAGAUUAUGACAGUGAUGUAAGUAAUAAGUGUAGUAUAGUGUCUUUGUAUAGUUCAAGACACAUGCGUACACAAAACAUUAAACAGGUAGAUAAGGUGAUACAUGUAAAUGAAGACACAUAUUCUGAGGACUCUGGAAGUUUAAUUUUUGAACCUAUCCCAUUCAGUAAUUCAAAAGUUCUAACACCAAGAUCUGAUUCAGAUGAAAGAGAUACCUUUCGAUCUAACAAAAUACCUAAUUUUAAUAUACAUUUAAAAGCUAAAAGUAAUCAUGAUUCUCAAAUUGUAUCGAAAAAACCUGUUGCUCUUUUAAACACAAAUAAUUCAAAUAGAAAGUAUUGGAUAGAAUCCACUCAACAUAAAAUCUUGAAUCUAAACGGAAAUUCAGUAUAUCAAAUUGAACCUAAUAUGGAUAAAAAGUUACAAAUGAUAUGCCAAGUGGUACUACAUAAAUACACACAGUAAUUAAGUUAAUAUUGAUGAUUACAAGUUUUUAUGUUUUAUUUUUGUCUUUUAACUCCUUAAGUGGAGAAAGAAUUUUUGUAAGUUAUUCGUACAGUAGAAGUAUAAAAUGCUCUUACUGUUUACUGGCGGAUACAUAGGUUGAGCCCAAUGAACAAUUAACCAAAGCCAAUAUCCGCUUUAUCCGCUUAAGAGAUCAAUCAGUACUGUUGAGAUGCAUAGCUGCUAUGAUAAUUUGUGUUUAAAAGUUAUCCAUAUUUACUUUUGAUUUGUAUUUUGUAAUUUAUAUAAAGCUCACAUAAAAAUGAAUACUAUUUAUUUUGUAUAUUAACAAACAAAUAUUUUUUUAUAUUUUUUAUAUCGCGUAAUUUGAUUUACGUAAUAAAUUUAUUUUACUAUACAAAUGUAUUAUUUAUGAAGAACCUAACACUUUAAUUUUAUCUUCGUGAGUAGUUCAAGAUCAUUGUUUAGGAUCUGUCAAUCUAAAUCUGUAAUCUGUAUAUAUGUAUGUAUGUAUGUAAAUUUUGGAAUUCGAAAAUUUCGAAAUCUGAUGAUCUUACAGAUUUAGAUUAUAUAUAUGUAUAUAUUUCUGUGCCUCUUUAAUAAUAUUUUAGUUUGUUACAUCUUUUUUACUCAAUUAUUCUGUUUUUAUUACAUCUCCUUAGAGCAAUUAUUCUGAAAUUUUGUACAUAUCAUUCUCUUCCCAAGUGUCACAAUGUAGGCGAGUAAGAUUGACAAAAAUAUCGUAGGUAAAAAAGUAAAGACCACCUUACUGAUUGCCAUAACAGUCAACGUAUUAAUAAUAUACAUUUAUAUCAUACGUACCUGUACAACACGACAGUUAAAUCUGGCGCUACAUUCGACGUAGCCGCAUCGCCAGUGCUUCCGAACGAGAUUAACGAUGUCCCUGUAGCGAGUUCCGGAAGCAGCCGCAGGCGACAAUUCGUCUUGCUUGUUCCCGACUACCAAUAACGGUAUGCCCCUCAUAUCCCGUGCUUCGUAGAUUUGUUCUCGUAACGUCCUAA